AUGGACAACGAGCUCCAAAAGGACCCUCGCAACCAAGAAGUGGAAUAUCUAUACCUAGAAUUGGACACGCCUCUGCCGACACCACUCAUUACAUCACCUCCGGGACGAGACCAGUCACCUGCCCCAGAAUGUCCGGAUCUCAAGAAGUAUUCCAGUCCAUUUCUGUGGCCGAAAUGGCGCAAGUCCAUGAUGACAUGGAUCUCCUGUGCAGUUACAGCAUUGGCUGGUUACUCAGCUGGCGAAAUCAGUCCGUCGUCGGCUGAACUGACCAAGGAAUGGGGAAUUAGCCAGGUUGUCUAUAACCUGGGCAUCACUUUGUUCUGCAUUGGAUUUGCGUUGGCGCCGAUGGUAUUGGCUCCGUUUUCAGAAAUCAACGGGAGGAGGCCAAUCUUCAUUGCUAGUGGGAUUCUCUUUGUCGCCUGCAUCAUUGCCUGUGGGGGCACUCACUCUUUUGGAGGAAUGCUUGUUGCACGAUUCUUCCAGGGCGUAGGCGGAUCUGCAGCGACAUUCUCAACCAUGGUGGGAGGUGUGAUCAGCGAUAUUUACCAUGCGGAAGACCGGAAUACCCCCAUGGCACUGUUCUCUGGUGCUGCUCUUUUCGGUACUGGGCUGGCUCCGAUGCUCGCCGGCGCCGUUGUGCAACACACUACAUGGCGAUGGGUCUGGUACUCUCAUGCUAUCGUCUCAGCCGUCUUCGUUAUUAUCAUCUAUUUCUUCUUCAAAGAAACCCGAGGCAGUGUGCUUCUGAGUCGGAAGGCAAAAGCACUCAAUACAUACUAUGAAAAAUUGGAGAGUGCUGGGCAUUACGGAGUCAUCAUGUCUGAUAAGGAGACGGUCAAACGCAUCCGGUGGAAGGUGAAGAGUGAUGAGGAGAGGGCAUCCCUGGCACAGAUGAUCAGUAUCUCGUGCUAUCGACCGUUCCACCUACUUGUGACCGAGCCAACCGUGUUCUUCUUCUCUCUGUGGGUAUCUUUCAGCUGGGCAGUUCUAUAUCUCCAGUUUGGCUCCGUCCCGCUGGUGUUCGCGACAAACCAUGGAUUCAACGUUGAGCAAAGCGGCGCCGUCUUUACUUCCAUGUGCGUUGGUGUCGUCAUCAUAACAGUCAUAAGCAUCUACCAAGAAAGCUUCGCGCAACGCUUCGUCACUCUCCCCAAAUCCGCCGAGCGACGACUCUACUUCGUCUGCAUCCAGUCCCUGCUUAUGCCAAUCGGUUUGUUCUGGUUCGGCUGGACGUCCUACCCCUCCAUUCCAUGGAUUGUCCCAACGAUAGCAGUUGGAUGCGCUACCAUGGGCAUCUUCUCGGUCUACCUAGCCACCUUUAAUUAUUUAGCCGACACCUAUCACCGGUACGCCAGUUCGGCGAUUGCGGCACAGUCUUGCUGUCGAAAUCUCCUCGGUGGUGUCUUUCCAUUGGUAACCAACGCCUUGUUUACGAACCUUGGAUAUCCUGCCGCUUCCAGUCUACUCGGGGGAAUUGGAGCCUUGCUGUGUAUCGUCCCAUGGGUCCUUCUGCUGUUUGGACCCAAGAUUCGCGCCAGGAGCAAAUUUGCAAGUGAACUUGCACACUAG
Molecule: messenger RNA, 1569 nt
Organism: Aspergillus fumigatus Af293
Lineage: Eukaryota; Fungi; Ascomycota; Eurotiomycetes; Eurotiales; Aspergillaceae
Source: RefSeq, a predicted model, not a curated record